Conger conger (European conger) is the source of this 3384-nucleotide messenger RNA. It is a transcript of the gene arhgap25, whose product is annotated as Rho GTPase activating protein 25. Gene Ontology annotation, cellular component: phagocytic cup. Gene Ontology annotation, biological process: negative regulation of small GTPase mediated signal transduction; actin filament organization; phagocytosis, engulfment. The transcript is spliced from 13 exons. The record is from RefSeq and is a predicted model, not a curated record. The coding region runs from base 393 to 2405 and encodes 670 amino acids. Gene Ontology annotation, molecular function: GTPase activator activity. NCBI's taxonomy places the organism in Eukaryota, Metazoa, Chordata, Actinopteri, Anguilliformes, Congridae.
AGUGCGUGAUGAAAAUAGGCUUGCCAAUGUUGCCACUCAGUAAAUCAAUCCGCAUUAACUGCAACAACAACAACAACAAACUAAUAAAGGCAACAGCCCCUCAUACAUGUGCACAAACCCAAAACACAUUCUUCUGUUUCUUCAACGAAAAAACCUGCAAAGAUACGGUUCUCACCGGGACAAGAAAGGACUUGUUCGGAAGUUGAGAGCAGAGCGAUAUCAGUGGGCAGGAAGGAGGAAGUGAGGUCGAGGCGGCUUGGUUUUCUCCAUGUAUGUAUGCAGCAGACGGCGAGAUCGCAUGUAUACCGCCUGAGUGUGUGUGUGUGUGUACGACUGUGCGUAUGUCUGUUUAUGUGUGUGUGUCUGGAAACUGCCCUUUCACAUGAAGAAGAAUGUCACUCAAGCUGCCUCGCAACUGGGACUUCAGCACCUUCAGAGCUGAAACCAGCAAAAUAGUGAGGAUGGGGAGACAGCAGCUGCCUCCAAGACUGCAAGCAUCAGGUCUCUCUCCGCGGUGGCCCGUGUUCCUGCUAGCUGCGACUUCUGCAGCGCGGUCCAAGAGCGUAAUGCCCGGGGAGGGCGGCACGGGGGCGGGCCGGCCGGAUUCGCCGAAGUCCGGCGAGCCUCCGCUGAAGGCCGGCUGGCUAAAGAAGCAGCGGUCCAUCGUGAAGAACUGGCAUCUACGCUACUUCGUGCUGAAAGGAUAUACCCUGUACUACUACAAGGACGAUAAGGAUAGUGCCUAUCAGGGACACAUAAACCUGAGGUCCAGCCAAGUGAACGAGCUGCCACUGAGCACGGAUGAUCCUGGGAAAUUCCUGUUUGAAAUUAUCCAAGGCAGCAGUGGAGACCGUGAGCGGGAUCCCUGCGUCCUGAUGGCCAACUCGCAGAACGAGAUGGAGGAGUGGGUCCGAAUUCUUCGCAGAGUGGGUGGGGCACCCUCCAGUGGAGUGUUUGGGAGGAGUCUGAGGGACACUGUGAUGUAUGAGCAGAGGUUCGGCGCGCACCUGGUGCCCAUCCUGGUGCAGAAGUGUGCGGAGUUCAUCCGGGAGCACGGACUGAGUGAGGAGGGCAUUUUCCGGCUGCCAGGGCAGGACAACCAGGUGAAGCAGUUCAGGGACGCCUUCGACGCGGGGGAGAGACCCUCCUUCCCCAGUGACACGGAUGUCCACACAGUGGCCUCGUUGUUCAAGCUGUACCUGCGGGAGCUCCCGGAGCCUGUGAUCCCCUGGGCUCAGUAUCAGGACUUCCUCGACUGCAGUCACCUCCUCAACCCCAACGGCACGCUGGGGCGAGACAUGCUGGAGAAACAGAUCGCCCUCCUCCCGCGGGCGAAUUACAACCUACUGAGCUACAUCUGCAGGUUCUUGUUCGAAGUUCAGCAGAACUCCAAGGUGAAUAAAAUGAGUGUGGAGAACCUGGCCACGGUCAUCGGGGUGAACCUGCUGAAACCGCAGAUGGAGGACCCCGUCACCAUGAUGAAAGGUACGACGCAGAUCCAGAAGCUGAUGACUGUGAUGAUCCGGGAGCACGAGACCCUGCUCCGCCCCGCCCCCCCCACCAAGAAAAACGUCCGCAAGAAACAGAGCAUCCCUCGCAGCUUUGUGGGCUGGGACGCAGCGGAGAGUGAGACUCUCUCCGAGUCCCCGGAGGAGGACAGUCCCGAUGGGGAGGGGUCAGAGGUCAUGACCGCGGCGCAGCCACCGUCCUCCUCCUCGUUAGCGGCAGACCCCUGGACAGGGAGCCCCCGCAAGCGGACUCAGACGCUCCCCUCCCUGGGGAUCCGAGACGGGGGCGCCCAGGCGAAGGCCCAGGAGCCCAGCCUGCGCAGGGUCGCCGGGAGCCCCACCCUCUCUGCGGACGCCGAGGGCGGGGCCGACCCCGAAGGCAGGGGGACGCUCUCCGAGGACAUCUUCAAAAUGCUGGACCUGCAGAAGUUCACGAGCGCCCGGGGAGGUCACGCGGUCCAGAGCGGGGGGGCCAAUGGGGGGGGUGUCGCCAUGGCAACCGCCCCCCAGCCCGACACGCCCAAACCCGGCGGCGGCAGCCCCCCCCAGCCCCGAACCCAGCCCCCCCAGGAGGAGAGGGCGGAGGGCAGGGUGGAGAGGGAGGGGGCGAGGGGCCUGGUGUCCGCACCCAGCCCACUGGCCAGAGCAGGGCCCCCAAAGAACACACCGGAAACGCCCGAAAGCCACUUUACCAGUCUACAGCAGAGGAACGAGGAGCUGGUAGCCCGGGUGGGCGCACUGCAGUCUGCGCUGGACCAGGAGAAGCGGCUGGUGGCGGCCCUGGAACUCCGGCUCCGGAACGCUGAACACAGCCGGGACGAGGCGGAGAGACGCAACCGGGACCUGGACAGCAAGAUGCAGAACUUCCUGAGCCUGAAGCCCGCGGGAACGUCGUAGGACUGCCACACACAGGAACGCACCCCCAAAACCCAGAACCCCCCCCUCAAGCCCUCUGACCUUUCACCCCCACCGCCCCCUGCUAAAAUCAGACUGCUGAUUUGUGAAGUCCCUGUGCCCUGGUGUUCAGGGUUCCGUGGGCGGGCGGACAUUUUGAAAUGUAUGCUUAAAGCGCGUUUUUAAAAUGGCGCCCUUGCUGUGCUCCUGAAGGUGGCUGACCUCGAUCCAGGACUGCGGUUCACGGCGGCUGUACCUGUCAGUCAUCAGGACCUCGGUAAACAACAUUGUUCCCCGCGUAGGUCGGCCAUUUUGUGGCGUGUGUGUCCGGGGGAUAUCAGCACACACAUCCCUGGCCUCCAUUUCCCACACUGAUAGUGACACGUCCAUCGCUGCUCCCUCGCACUCUUUCCUGUCAGGUCCCAAGUCAAAACAACUCUAUCGCCCCUGAAUAACAAACAGCGCACCCCAGGGCUAGGGUUCACACCCACAGGCACCGUGAAUAAUGAUCAUAAUAAUAAUAAUCAUAAUCAUAAACUUUAUUUAUAUAGCGUGUUUUAUAAAUCACAGGGUGGCUGUUCUACAAAACUGCUACAUUCGAAAUGUAACAGUAAAACAAAGUAAAAUAAAGACAUUUGAAAUGGUUCAUUGGUGAAAUAACAACAUUGUAAGUGAUUAAUUUGCACACCCUCUGUACACCCUGGAAAUGACAGCAUUGUGCAUUUAGGACAGCAGAUGAAAGUCUGUAUUUUCAUUAGCCGGAAGGUAUUUAGCUGAGGCAGUGGAGUUUAGCCAAACGGCCUGCAGACUAUUGAAACAAAGAGUAAAAACUGGCGCGGAUCAAAUGAAGUGGAAUGCUGAAUUGGAACGCCGUUUAUGUGUCAAAUUAUUUACAAACUUGUUCUUCACAUCUUAAAUAAGUCUUGUUUUGUAUUUGGUGAUUUGUGCCCAAUAAAGAGAUGACCGCGUCUCUCCAGAAGCA